AAAAGCCUUUUUAUCAUAAAAGCAAAAAGAAUUUUAUUAUUAUGAAGCAUCAUCAAAUAACAACAACACCUCCGAAACUUUGUCAAUUUAAAUGUCUUGAUGUGAUUGAUUCACCUUCUUCUCCAUUGUUAGAUGAGAGUAAUAAUACCAAUGCAGCCACCACCUCUUCUUCUAUUCUUGCUGAUCAACAACAAGAAAACGGAACUCUCAUUGCUCAAGUUGAAUUGAUUGUAGCAAAUACAGGAGAAAGGCUACUUGAUUUGAAUAAUAAUGUACCACCUACUCUGACAAGUUGGAGUGAUUUUGGAUCGUUUAUUGCUGAUCGUUUGAAAUUACAAACAACUCCAUUAAUUAUUAAUAGUGAUGGAUAUGCUCCUCAUAGAUUGAGUUCUUGUUUGCAACAGUUUAAAAGAAGUAAUAGGUUUUAUAUAAUCAUUCCUGAAAUAAUUGAGGAUCAAUUACUUUUAAAUUAUAAACAAGAUCAAUCGAGAGAAGACUCAUUAGUGGAAUCGUGUAAAAUUCAAUUUGAAUCAUUGGAAGUAUUUCUUAAAUAUAUUGAAAUUAUUCAACAAAAGUAUGCCACCAAAUUGGAGGAAUUACAUGGUAAAUUGGAAGAAUGUAAAAAUAUGAAUUUCGAUCACGUUUCGGAUGUUAUUGUGGAUAAAAAGUUUGGAGGAAAAUCGUUAAUUGAUUAUUUUAAGGAACCAGAGAAGAAUCUCAGUCUAUUCAAUGAAAAGAUAUUUCCAAAAUAUAAUGAAUUGAAGUUAAUGUUGUCACAAAAGUUCUCCUCAAUAGAUUUACAAAAUAGUUCUUCUGAUAUCAUUACAAGAAGAAAGAAUGUAACAGAUGAGUUCUAUAGAAUUUGCAGUUACACGAUCAAAUUUUCAGUUUCUUUCAGUAAUUUGAAACUUAUGAUUGACAGGUUUUAUCCACGUAUUAAAGCAUUGUCAACUCUUGAUAGAACAUACGAGCUUACAAUUUUAGAAUUGCACCAGAGAAAUAAGUUUAGAAAUAUUCUGAGUGCUACUAUAGACGAAAUUAACUCAUUCAUAAAAGAAGAAAAUGAAAGAAGAAACUACUUUAUCGACCUGAUCACAGAAGAUAGUAAUUAUUCACUUGUCAAUAUUUCUACAAUAAUACCAUGUGUUGAGCAGACAGUUAGUUAUGUAAAUAAGAGCUCUUUUAUCACUCCAGACCUAUCUCUGAGUGAUGAAACUGUAAAUGAGUUAGUUAAAAAACACUCUCAAAGUCUCUUCAAGUUCAAAAUCAAAUACUCAGAUAUUGAUGACUCUUUAGAAAAUAGUUCUGACUUUUCAUUUGUAAAGACAUUCUCUUUUCUGGGAUCCACAAAGAAUAGUAAAGAGUUGACAGAGCUCUCUCAAAAAAAUUCAGAAUUGAAUAUGAAACUUUCUGAAAUCACACAACAAAAUGAAGCAUACGAAAAGCAAAUCGAAACUUUACAGUCAAAUUUGCAAUCAGUAAUACUUACCAAGGAUGAAACAUGUACAAAGCUCGAAGCCAUUUUGAAAGAAAAUGAAGAAUUGAAGAGGUUAUUGGAAGAACACAAGAAAUCUUCCGAAUCUCACUCGAAACUAAUUGCUGAAGAGCAAAUGAAAACAAGUAAUUUAAUGACGAGUUUGACUGAAAAAGAACUGGAAUUGGAAAUUUAUCAAAAGAAUAUGCACAUAUCCGAGGAUGCCAUGAAAGAGUCUGCAGACCUAAAGAAGAAAUUGGAAGCCAGUGAAUCAAAAUCAAAGGGUCAACUUGUACAAAUUAGCUCUCUUGAAACUGAGGUGAAAAAUUAUGAAUCUAAACACAAGCAGUUACUUGCAGAUAUGGACCUAUUAAAAAAGACCAACGAUACACAAAAAGAAUCCUUAGAUGAAAAUCAAAAGACCAUAGACUCGCUUAAGCUUGAAAAAUCAACCUUAACGGAUAAUCUAUCUAGUGUGAAAAAUCAAUUGGAGGAGCUUCAAAAAUCCAUUACAAAUCUCAAUAAGGAGAAAGAAGCAGCCAUCUUGAAAAAUUAUGAGCACAAGGAAUUGUUACUUAAUUUAACUCCUCUGCUUAACUUUAUGUUGCAAUUAAUAGACCAACUUGCCACUUAUUAUCUUCAAAUUGAGGGUGGUAUGAAUUUGCAUGACAAGAAACACACCAAGUUUGCAAAUGCUUAUGCAGAGCUCUUAGCAAUAAGAGAUAUUGCCGACAAAAAAGUUAAACAAAUUAGUCAAAUUGUUGGUACAGAAUCUGUAUUUUCAGAGUUUAGUGAUAUUUGUGAUAUUAGUGAGCUUGUUGGUGGAUUACUUGAAAGAUGGGAUGCCAUAUCUAAAUUACUCAAAUAAAUUGAUAGACUAGUGAUACAAAUAAAUAAUAAUAAAUAAUUUAAUUAAAC
Molecule: messenger RNA, 2392 nt
Organism: Naegleria gruberi
Lineage: Eukaryota; Heterolobosea; Eutetramitea; Acrasida; Naegleriidae
Product: viral A-type inclusion protein
Exons: 4
Coding region: 42-2342 (766 amino acids)
Source: RefSeq, a predicted model, not a curated record